AACUUGCCCACCUGCUCUCUGGAACUGUUCGCAUACCCACUCUGCCUUGCAUCGACUGCGACAAUAUAUUGAUCCCUCUACCGAGCAUCUGCGACAGCCUUGACCAUGCGUUCGACUUCCGUUGGCUCUCUUCUCCUAUUGGCUGGGGGCGCCAUAGCGCAGAGCGAGAGCGUCGUGACCGAGAUCCCAGCGUCGCUCACUCAGACGACUGAGCAGGUCUUUACAAUUCAGACAUCGGUCCCGACGGGCUCCGCUACCGACCCUAUUAUGAGCUUGCCCGUCGAGUCUCUGCCUGUGCCUAGCAGCGUACCGCCUGUCUCCAUGCCAGUUCCCAUUGAAACCAGUGUGCCGCCUGUCUCCAUGCCGGUUCCCAUUGAGACCAGUGUGCCGCCUGUCUCUAUGCCGGUCCCCAUCAGCGACGAUGUCACCAUGACUCUUCCUGUAGAGUCGUUGCCACCUGUUGGAUCUGAUGCAUCAGUCUCCGGCAGCAUGUCGAUUCCCCAGGGAGAAACACCAGAGUCGACCGGCGUCCUUCCAACUUCAUCAGGUUCAGGAAGCGCAUCGGCCAGUGCGUCUCGAUCUGCGCCAGCUGAGCAGACAACAGCAGCGGCGCCACCUUCGCUCAAGGGCGACAGCACAUCAUUCAUAUUUGCCCUUGGUGUCUCAGGAGUCUCAGUCCUGUUCGGAGCGGCGUGGACUCUGCUUUAUUAGAUGUGAGAUGCGCAAGCUGGGUCUUUGUCCGUCCCUGUCUCAUCGCCCCACAUGGGCCGUUGUGCAGGGGUUGGGCAAAUGGUGACUUAGGUUGACCGUUGAUAAACCUCAGCAUCUUCCGUAGGUAUUGCAAACGAGAUAUGACUGAAUGCAACAUGGGAAUUGAUCAAGUAGAGUCCGGUCAUAUACAUAGCACAGCCUACCUAGUUUGUGCGAAUAUGAGAAGACAUACACUGGAGGUACGAGAUACGCGUAAAAUCGAGUUCAGUCUGCUGCGCCAACGGCCUCGCGGCCAUUUUCGCGUAU
Didymella exigua CBS 183.55 is the source of this 1017-nucleotide messenger RNA. RefSeq lists its product as uncharacterized. The transcript has 3 exons. Bases 106 to 711 code for a protein of 201 amino acids. Lineage: Eukaryota; Fungi; Ascomycota; Dothideomycetes; Pleosporales; Didymellaceae. The record is from RefSeq and is a predicted model, not a curated record.